Hyalella azteca is the source of this 936-nucleotide messenger RNA. RefSeq names its product proteoglycan 4-like. Bases 1 to 936 code for a protein of 311 amino acids. The transcript is spliced from 2 exons. The record is from RefSeq and is a predicted model, not a curated record. NCBI's taxonomy places the organism in Eukaryota, Metazoa, Arthropoda, Malacostraca, Amphipoda, Hyalellidae.
AUGGCCGACAAAAACAAUCGCGAACCAUUUCCCCGUAACGUUUGCAAAGCAGCACGACGUAACCCUCACAAAGCAGCACGACGUAACCCUCACAAACCAGCACGACGUAACCCUCACAAAGCAGCACGACGUAACCCUCACAAACCAGCACAACGUAACCCUCACAAACCAGCACGACGUAACCCUCACAAACCAGCACGACGUAACCCUCACAAACCAGCACGACGUAACCCUCACAAACCAGUACGACGUAAUCCUCACAAACCCGCACGACGUAACCCUCACAAACACCAGCACGAAGUAACCCUCACAAACCAGUACGACGUAACCUUCACAAACCAGCACGACGUAACCCUCACAAACCAGCGCGACGUAACCCUCACAAACCAGCGCGACGUAACCCUCACAAACCCGCACGACGUAACCCUCACUAACCCGCACGACGUAACCCUCACAAACCAGCGCGACGUAACCCUCACAAAGCAGCACGACGUAACCCUCACUAACCAGCACGACGUAACCUUCACAAAGCAGCACGACGUAACCCUCACAAAGCAGCACGGCGUAACUCUCACAAACCAGUACGACGUAACCCUCACAAAGCAAUACGACGUAACCCUCACAAACCAGCACGACGUAACCCUCACAAAGCAAUACGACGUAACCCUCACAAACCUGCACGACGUAACCCUCACAAAGCAGCACGACGUAACCCUCACAAACCAGCACGACGUAACCCUCACAAUGAAAUACGACGUAACCCUCACAAACCAGCACGACGUAACCCUCACAAACCAGUACGACGUAACCCUCACAAACCAGCACGACGUAACCCUCACAAACCAGCACGACGUAACCCUCACAAACCAGCACGACGUAACCCUCACAAACCAGCACGACGUAACCCUCACAAACCAGCACGACGUAACCCCAUAA